Molecule: messenger RNA, 1482 nt
Organism: Urocitellus parryii (Arctic ground squirrel)
Lineage: Eukaryota; Metazoa; Chordata; Mammalia; Rodentia; Sciuridae
Source: RefSeq, a predicted model, not a curated record
AUGACCACUCUGCCCCCAAUACUCAUGACACGUCCAAAGCUUAUAGACUUAGCGAGACAGAAGCUACCAUGCUCCUCAAGACUAAUUCCAAGUGCUCAAUUGAUCAAAGAAAAAGAAGACAUAGAUCAUUAUGUGGAGGUGAAUUUCAAAGGAUUGUCAAAAGAGGAGGUUGCUGCCUACAGGAACUCGUACAAGAAGAACAUCUGCGUGGACAUGCUGCGGGAGGGUUAUCACGAGUCCUUCACUGAGCUCUUUGCUCUGAUGGAGCAGUGGGAGACCCUGAGGGUGGCUGCCAGACGCAGGUCCAUCUUCUGGACGCAGAAGCCCCUGGAGGAUCAGCUAGAUAAACUGGAUUACUUAUACCACCACCUGACCAGGGCCGAGGCCGCCGAGAGGAAAGGACACUUUGAAGAAGUGUAUAAUAACUUGUAUGCUCUGGCCUGUUUCUUCGAUAAUGCUGAAGACAAGUGGGUAAGGAACCACUUCUAUGAACGAUGUUUUCAGAUUGCACAAUUGAUCAAAAUCGACGGCGGGAGGAAAGAGGCCGAGGCGCAUGCGCACAUGGGCCUUCUCUAUGAGGAAGACGGUCAGCUUCUGGAAGCCGCUGAGCAUUAUGAGGCUUUCCAUCAAUUGACGCAGGGGCGGAUAUGGAAGGAUGAGACAGAGCGCUCUCUCAACAUGUGGGCCUGCGAAAGUCUCCUGAGGACCUACAGAUUACUCUCAGACAAAAUGCUGGAGAAUAAAGAAUACAAACAGGCCAUCAAAAUUCUAAUAAAAGCUUCUGAAAUAGCCAAAGAAGCAAAUAACAAAAAGAUGGAAGGAGAAGCUUUGUAUUACUUGGGCUUAGCACACCUGGCUGCCGAGGAACAGAAUACUGCAAUGACAGUCCUCAAAGCAUACAGCAAAAUCUCUACAGACCUACAAGAUGAUCUCAGCCUGGGCAGAGCCUACGAAGCAAUCGCCAAGGUCCUACAGAGCCAAGGACAGAUGACAGAAGCAAUUCAAUACUUGAAAAAAGUUGUGAACAUUACAAAGAGCAAUUUUCAAAACACAGAUGUUGUGAAAGCGAGUACAAUGCUUGGGGACAUCUAUAACGAAAAAGGACGCUACAAUAAAGCUUCUGAGUACUUUCAGCAAGCUUUUGACACAACGGUAGAACUCAUGAACUUGUCUCUGCUAGACGAAACCAAAGUUCACUAUGGAAUUGCAAAAGCCCAUCAGAUGAUGCUGACAAUGAACAAUUAUAUAGAAUCUGCAGAUCUCACCAGCCUCAACCACCUGCUGACCUGGAAGGAGCGGAGAAGUGACGGUGAUCUUGAACAGGUUGUUGGUAAUAUUGACGCCAUUAGUACAGCACAGGAGUCAUUUGGGGUGAGCAGAAGGAGCACAUCAUUGUGUCUCAGAGGACCUGAAAUUUCAAAAGACACCAAGGUCACUCCUGUCAGCUACAGUUUGGGCAAACUUCUGCCUCUGGAAUACUAA